CAGCUUGGAGGUAGAUUCGCCUUUGAACCUUGAUGCCAUUUGGGACGCGCGCAGGGUGAUUCCAGAAUCCGAGAAAGGUCACAUCACAUGGCGCUCCUCCCCUGUUCCCGAAUCCUGAGGGCUGCUCAACGCGUUUCUCGCCGCUUCCUCCUCUUCUCGCGGACCCGGCGACUCCUUCCGCUGAUUCUCCUCUCGCUUCACUCUCUGUCGGCAAUCCCGAGGGUCGCCUGUAGCGGCCCUUUUCGCCUCUCAGCUUCAGCCGUUGAUGAUGGUCCCUCUCGCGCCACUAGAGCCCCAUCUUCCAAUCCUGGCCGUUCGGAGUUCCGUUCAACUUCAGCCGUGGAUGCUGAUCCUUCUCGCGUGUGCCGCGAGCUGGUGGAGCCGCACGGAUUCACGUGCGAGGAUCACCGUGUGGUAACGCGGGACGGUUUCAUCCUGGGGCUCCAGCGAGUGGCCAGUCGCCAGGUGGACGCUAGGGGAGGCAGUCCUGGUGCAGGUAGCACGAGCAGCAGUGCUGCCAGCAACAACAGGACCCGCAGUACUAAUAGCAGUGGAGGUAGCAGCAACAGCAGCAGCAGCAGCAGCAGCAGCAGCAGCAGGAGCAGCAGCAGCAGCAGCAGCAGCGGUGAGAUUGGCAGCAAGAGCAGCAGCUCUCGUGGACCAGUGCUGCUUCAGCAUGGGCUGUUCCUGGCGGGAGAGAUGGACAUGGUGCGGUGGUGGACUUGGCAUGGCACCGACCAUCCCGCCCUCACCGCCCUCGCUUGCCGUGUCCUCACACAGGCCGUCUCUGCAGCCGCAUGCGAGCGCAAUUGGGCGGUGUGGGACUCAGUCCACACCGCCAAGCGCAACCGCUUGGGGUCGGAGAAGUGCCGGGAUUUGGUGUACGGAGCAGAGAGCUGGGUUGUGGGCCCUCCAGGCCUCUCCCUGCCAUUCCUGCUCGUCAGGCUCGGGUUCGAGGUGUGGCUCGGCAACAGCAGGUGCGGGCCCUGGAGCUACGGGCACGUGACCUGGGAGCCCAAGGAUAAGCGGUACUGGGAGUGGACGUGGGCGGACAUGGCGGCCAACGACCUGCCAGCGCAGAUAGACUACAUCCUCUCAGCCUCUCGCACAGGGGCGAGGCAGGUGUUCUACGUGGGGCACUCUCAGGGCACGCUCACCUUCCUCGCCUCCCUCUCUGGGGGGCGAUCCUUGGACAUCUUCCAGGCGCGCUUUCCUUCCUCUCCUCCCUCUCUGGGGGGCACCUUCCCCCCUCCACUGUCGCUGCUGCCUUCCUCCUCGCCCCGGUCACCUCCCCUCGCGCACCUCUCCUCUCCUGUCGCCCACGAAGCAGCCAAGCUCGACCUUGACAGGUUUGUGAGAGCAACUCACCUCCACGAGUUUAGCCUACGCAAUGCAUUGGGCGAGCUGGUAGUGGCCACGGCUUGUGCUUCUCCUCGCAUCAACUGCUCCUCGCUGCUCUCUGCAUUCACAGGGCCCAACUGCUGCAUCGACAUCCGCUAUUUCGCCAAGCUGGUGCCCUGGUUCCCUCUUGCGUCCUCUGUCAAGAACAUGGCACAUUUCGGACAGAUGGUUCGCUCUGGUGAGUGGAAGCAGUUUGACUAUGGCUUCCUCAAGAACUGGCUGCGUUACCACCAAAGCACACCGCCCUUCUUCCGCCCGUCAGCCUUCCCCUCUACUAUACGACUCGCUAUUGCCUAUGGUGGUAGGGACUCCCUUGCGGCCCCUGCUGAUGUGGAAUGGUUCAUAUCCAAACUGGCACAACGACCGAAGGUGAUGUACAUGCCGAAUUAUGCACAUCUAGACUUUUUGUUCGCCUCUUUUGUCGUUGAGGAUGUUUACACUCAGAUAGUGAGAUUCUUUACUGACUAUGGGCUGGACCGAGCAUAUGAAUGAAGCACUUUGCCGUGGGAGACUUUUGUGUGCCAUCUACUGAACCAGUUAGCUGCUUGCCGCGACGCCUCGUUUCGUCGCUACCCGUGUGCGUAUCUAAGACGUGUACCGUACUGUAUCUGACAUCGCGCACUACUACUCCUCACGAGCUCGUUUCUCUCGCUGCGUCCGCGGGAGGCCAGCCGAGAUCAGCUGGUUCUGAUGCGCUCCUUAUACAGUAGAACCUAAUUCUAGCGGCUUCAGUGCACUGUAGGCCUUACACCGUUAUACCACGCGAGGCUGUUAUCGCGGAUGGACUCUCCACAGCCAUUUAAGUUAGUAGCUUUAGGUCUCGAACGGAUACUAAGUUCC
This is a messenger RNA of Closterium sp. NIES-67, 2241 nucleotides long. NCBI's taxonomy places the organism in Eukaryota, Viridiplantae, Streptophyta, Zygnematophyceae, Desmidiales, Closteriaceae. The record is from the annotation of a GenBank genome assembly.